CGGAAUUUUAGUCACAGCCAAAAAUAGACAAUUCUUACUGAUUAUCCGUUAAAGAAAUGAAGAUAAUACUUUACACCUUGAUAUGUUUUAUUUGUGGCUUUACCUUGUUUCUAUGCUUAAUAUUUCACCAAUGGUUAUCAUUUUCUGUUGUCAAUAGCCCAAUGUUCCGCCCUAGAAUUGAUUCGGAACUUGCAUUAUUCAUUACAAAUGAAUUAUCUCGACUAUUAAAUCCAGACAUUCCAACAGUGGAAGAUGUCGGUGAUACUGUAGAGAGAGCUUGGUUUAAGCAUGAAAAAGAAUUUUGCCUAAAAGUUUUGAAUGGUACUCAUCAGUUGUUCAACAGUGAGGGAUGUCGAAAUAGUUGUCUUAUUUCAAAUCAACCAUAUACUCGACGUAAUGUCAUUAUUAUACCAUAUCGAAAUCGUGCAGAACACUUGAUGAAAUUAAUUCCACGUCUGGUUGAAUUACUGACAAAACAGAAUCUAUGUUACUUGUUAAUUGUUUCUGAACAGAUUGAUCAACAGCCAUUUAAUAAGGGAAUAGUCAUGAAUACUGCAUUUGUGGAAGCAUUGAAUUGGUUGCCGUUUCAUUGUGCAAUAUUUCAUGAUGUUGAUCUAAUACCAAUGAACAAUGAAGUUGAUUAUACAUGCUCAAUCUAUCCUAAACAUAUCAGUGUAAGCGUAGAUAAAUUUCAAAACAGGCUCCCUUACAUUGAACUAAUUGGUGGUGUUUUAUCCAUUCCACUUAAAGCCUUUCUUCGUGUCAAUGGGUAUUCUAAUUUAUUUUGGGGUUGGGGUGCAGAGGACGAUGAUGUGUAUGAGAGUAUUUUUUCACAGGCUUAUGAUAAAUGAAAUUCCUGUCAUACGUCCUGAUCCAAAUGUAGCACAAUUCACAAUGCUCAAACAUAAACCAAGUCUUGCAUUUCAUUCAGCCUUAAGGUAUGUUUUAAAUAUUAGCAUGAAAUUAAGUAUUUUUGUCAAUGAACGAACGCAAAGCAUAAAUCACUCUAUUCAUGAACAAAUUAAUACAGUGUUCAUCUUAAAAGUCCAAUUACUUUACGAUCUACAAUGAAUCAACCACAUGAUCCACCCUUAAGUCUAACUUUCAACGAAUGGUUAACCCAACUAAAAUGGGUAAACAGGACAGUUCUAUUACGAAGUUAUAUUGUUCAUCAAUAAUACCUUUUCUGUAUAUAUAGAUAUUCGAUAGUACUAAUGUAAAUUUGGAUCUUUUAGCACAUCAAAUGAUUUUUCCUUCUACCGUAAUUUUACAUUUGUAUUUCUAUCGACAGAGCAUUUUACAUUAUAACUGAUGUCAUUUCGUGAUAAAAAAAACAAACUCUGGAUCCUUAAUUCUAGCCCAAAGUGUCUAACCGUAACUAGAACCAAUAUAGAAACUCUUAAAAACUUGUUUCAGUCCUUGAAAGGGUUCGAGGAUAUGGAUAAGGUAUAUCCAUUAUGAUGAGUUUAUAUCACUAUCUUCGAUUUAUGGGCAGAAUAACUUGUAGAAGAUAAUAAUAGACUUGAUAGUUGUGUACUAUUCGUUUACAUUUUGCAAUAUUAUUUUCUCACUCACAAACUAUCCAUCUAUAAAGGCUGCCCUGCGAUUGUUUGGAAACUAUCUGGAAAGUCAUCACGGUUAUUUUAAACUCGUCUCUACACAAUAUCGUUACCGAUUUUAGACUCGUUAUAAAUUUGGCGCAUGAGAGUGAGAAUUUACAUUGUAGAAUAAAAUAAUUCAAGAUUUUAAUGGUAUACCUCGUAAUAUAUUGUAUGCAUAUGUCAAAAAUUAUUCUCAUUUUGGUAAAUUACUACAAAUCAUUUUCAUGUAAUACUUUCUAUUUCAUCUCAGAACUCAAAUAUUAUCCUUCACAAAAGUCAGAUAUCGUCUUGAUGGAAUCAAUAGUUUAAAUUACACGCUUGUUAAAUCACAAAAAAAUUAUAUAAUCAAUUCCACAGUUUAACAUAUAACGAUGAAGUAACUAAAACACAUUUUUCACAUGAAAACAACACUUUCAGAUCAAAUUCAAAAUUAAAUUAUCCAAUUUUGCAUUUAAAAAUCGAUGUUGGUAAGCCUCCAGUUGAGUUUAUUAAGGAAGAUAAUUCUACAUAAGAAAACCAAGUCGGUACGUAGAGAAAAAAAUUAUUUUUGCAACUUGAAUUUUCGUUUGGUUACAAACACAAUUAUACAAUCGAGUAAUUAAAUGCAAAUAAUGAACAACAG
This is a messenger RNA of Schistosoma guineensis, 2223 nucleotides long. The record is from the annotation of a GenBank genome assembly. NCBI's taxonomy places the organism in Eukaryota, Metazoa, Platyhelminthes, Trematoda, Strigeidida, Schistosomatidae.